CAAAGUCUAAUGCAAAUCAUUUCUUUAAUAACAUAAAUACUUAUGAAGUUUCUGGUGAAGCUCUCUACGGUACCUUAUAAAAAGCAUAGUAGUAGCAGUCAUGAACCAUGAUCAAAAGUGAAGAAACAAUUUAGAGAAGAAAAUGGGCAACAACAGCAGCAACAAGAACAUAGCAAACAGCAGCAACAGCAGCAUAGAUAACAUCAGCAGCAACACCAGCAGCAUAGCAAAUAAAUGGAAACAACUCAGCGGCGAAGACCAUUGGAAAGGACUAUUAGACCCUCUCGACAUCGACCUACGACGUUACAUAAUCCACUACGGCGAAAUGGCACAAGCAACCUACGAUGCUUUCAACUCAGAAAAAACAUCAAAGUAUGCUGGUACUUGUAGGUACGCAAAAAAAGAUUUCUUCCCAAAAGUCUAUCUCGAAAACGGAAAUCCAUUUAAAUACACUGUGACAAAGUAUAUCUAUGCAACUUCCCAAAUAGCUGUUCCUGAAGCUUUCAUUGUGAAGUCUUCUUGUGAUGAUGUUUGGUGUAAGGAAUCAAAUUGGAUCGGGUACGUCGCUGUGGCUACUGAUGAAGGGAAAAAGGCCUUGGGGAGAAGGGAUAUCGUCGUCGCUUGGAGAGGAACGGUUCAGACAUUGGAAUGGAUUGAUGAUCUUGAGUUUCUUUUGGUUCCUGCUCCUAAAGUGUUUGGUCAUAACAAUGUUGUUGAUCCUAAAGUGCAUCAAGGUUGGUACUCCAUUUAUACUUCUGAAAAUCAACAGUCUCCAUUCAAUAAGACCAGUGCCCAAGAACAGGUUUUAACUGAGGUGAAAAGGUUGGUGGAAAUAUACAAGAAUGAAGAAACAAGCAUAACUAUAACCGGCCAUAGUUUAGGUGCUGCACUUGCAACUCUAAACGCGGUGGACAUUGUUACAAAUGGUUACAACAAACCAAGUGACCCAUCUCUCAAGGCAUCACCAGUUGCAGCCAUAAUAUUAGCAAGUCCAAGAGUUGGUGACAAAAACUUUCUAAAGGCAUUUUCUAGUUGCAAAGAUCUUUCGAUAUUACGCGUCGGAAAUGAGUUAGAUAUUGUACCAAACUAUCCUUUGAUUGGGUAUUCAGAUGUUGGGGAAGAGUUGAAAAUUGACACAACAGAAUCUAUGUAUUUGAAGAGUUCUGUGAAUCCGUUCAGUAAGCAUAGUUUGGAGAUUUAUUUGCAUGGAGUGGCGGGGACACAAGGGAGUAAAGGAGGGUUCAAACUUGAGGUUAAUCGUGAUAUUGCACUUGUUAAUAAAUCUAGGGAUGGUUUAAAAGAUGAGUAUCAUGUACCUGUGUCAUGGAAGGUUGUGGAGAAUAAGGGUAUGGUUCAACAAUUGGAUGGUUCUUGGAAGCUUGUGGAUCAUGAGGAUAAUGCUUAUUUUUAAUCAAUUUUUUAUAUAAUUCGAGUUGUUUUCGUUUUGGUUGCAUCGUUGACUUUGAGAGUCCAAUUGUUUAUGCUUCUGUUUUACUUGUUUGUGUUUAUGUUGAUUUUUUUUUUAGCUUGUUGGGUAUCUCUUGAUUCCCUAGAUUGAUUUCCCUUGUUUUUACUUUUUAUUGAGUCAGUCUUGUAUCCCUAGAUUGAUUUCCAUUAUGGACAUUCCAUAUAUUAAAUAAACUUUUAUUGAGAAAUGGUUAUUUCUAGCACA
Messenger RNA from Vicia villosa (hairy vetch), 1672 nucleotides. RefSeq names its product phospholipase A1-II 1-like. The record is from RefSeq and is a predicted model, not a curated record. Gene Ontology annotation, biological process: lipid metabolic process. Gene Ontology annotation, molecular function: glycerophospholipid phospholipase A1 activity. Lineage: Eukaryota; Viridiplantae; Streptophyta; Magnoliopsida; Fabales; Fabaceae. The transcript has 2 exons. Bases 143 to 1411 code for a protein of 422 amino acids.